AUGGCCGGGCCCGGGGCGGAGAUCGGGGCCCUGCUAGCCCAGGUUCACGAAGAUCUUCAGCAGCUGAAGGAGAAGCUCCAAGACAGCAGCCGGGGCUGGGAAGCCGCAGACGUGGGAACCCUUGAAGCUGCUAUUGAAAGAACUGAGAGUGGGUUAAGGAAACACACGGAGAGGUAUUUAUAUGCUAUUAACACAUCCGUCUUAACUAUUUCGCCAACUGAUAACGCAGGCCUGUGCUCAAGACAGAUUUCCAGAUGGGGAAUUCCUCUGGAAGCGUCGCAGAAAGAGGUUGUUUUCCCUGAGACGUCGGCCAUUUCUCUUCAGCGUGGCAUCUCCUCACCACACGUGUCUUCAACUUCAAAGCACAAGCUGUCGGCAAUGCUAAAGGUCUUGUAUGACCCGCAAAACAUCCAACACCGAAAGGCUCUACAGCAGAACUAUGGGGUCAGCGUGCCUCUCAUGAGUCGGCGGAAAAUGGCCCCUGUGCCCCCUCAGAAGUUAGUCAAGGGCGUCACCGUGGGCAACCUCUCAGUGGCUUCGCCUUCCUUCUAUUUGGAUCGUUCGUGCUCUGUAUUGCCUCUGACCAAAAGGGAUGCACAGAAAGGGAUCCUGAAUCUAAUUGAAAGGGGUCUGAUCCCACGUGCUGCCAGGAUUACUCUAGAGAAGCCUCUCGUUCUACCCAAGCCUGCUCCUCUCCAUGAACUUCACACCAAGCACAAGAAACGAGGUGCAGAUGGAAGCAUGGAGAGCAAGAAGACGGAGCCGCACCUGAGCCCUCCCUGCAGCCACCUGAGCAAGGGCAGCAAAGGCACCAAGGGCAGCAUCGCCCCGCCCCCCUCCUGCAUCUCCAUGGUGUCCCUCAAGAAACUCCAGCUCAUCCCAGCCAUCCAGAAGCGGGAGGUUCAACCUGUCUGCCUGCCCAAGGUAUCACGGCUCCCUGCUGCAUCUACUUUCCAGAAUUUGGCAGUAGAAUUUGAUCUUCUGAUUCACAAAGGAAACAUAGACGACAAGGCUUCUGAUCUCGUUGCAUUUAAACAGUACUGCUGCUUAUUCUGGGGAAGCGCCCUUUCUUUCUUGGAUCGGGUUGGCAAUCUUCUGAAAGAUUACGCCGUGCCUUUGGCUAUCAUCAAGGGGAUGAAGGUGAUGGAGCUCCUCCCGGAUUUCGAAUUUCACCAGAGGCCAACCAGGGAGGAACUCCUUUCUGUGAUCAAGAACAGAGUAACAGUCCAGAAGCUUUUAAACCGACCCGGCCAGCGGUACAAAGGUCAGAACGGCGUCAAAGUGGCGGCCACCAAGAUCCAGGCCACGUGGCGGUGUUACAAACUCAGGAAAGCCUAUGUCAGUUUCCGGCAGAGGCAGUGGGCCUCCGGCGUGAUUGCCAUUUCGUGGCUGGUGCGCCUGCAAAUGUGCCGAGUGCGAAAGUCCCUGCAGGAAUCGCGGCAGAAGCAUCUGGAGAACUUCUGCAUCCGGGCCAAGCAUCUGGCCGCCAACUGGAAUCGCAUCAGGACCUCUACAAGGACCGUUAUCCAUAUCCCAUCAUUAGGAUAUACCCAGCAUGUUCGAGAAGCGACUCCUGAUUUUGCUAUUCAUCAGGGUUCACAGAUUGGAAGGCUCUGUGAAAUACAAGACCCUAAUGUGGAUGUCGUCUACGUUAGCCCCCUUCAACUGACCGAGGAAUUACGGCAGUAUUACCAUAAACUCCUCGGUCUGCAGGCAGCCGUUAGUUCCGGGGACCCCAAGGACAUCACUGACCUGCAGGACAGGUUCAAAAUUCUCACCCCCGAAGCCAUAAACAGCUUCCCUAACCGCCCGAUGGCCCUGUCCACCUUCCUGAAGUACAGCCCCAGGACCAUCCAAAGGAUCCGCAACCUGAUCCGAGGUAAAGAGGCCUACAUCGUGGGGGGGCUCCUGCAUCCCGAUGACCUGGAAGUGGCCGACGCCUUGGACCUGCCCAUUUUGGGCCCUGACCCGGAAGUGGCUCGUCUCUACAGUUCCAAGUCGGGAAGCAAAAGGGUCUUUGCUGCCGCUGGCGUGCCAGUGCCUCCCGGUCAGCAUGACAUCUACACCAGGCAACAGAUGGUUGAAGUCCUAAGUCAGCUGAUUAUCGACUACCCAGAAGUGAAACGCUGGAUUUUCAAAGUGGAUAACGACUUUGGGGGAAACGGCAAUGCCUAUUGCGACGUCACCGCACACCUCAAAUGCUAUCCUUGGGUUUGGAAGGAGCGCCAAAGACACGGCCCCGAGAACUGGCAGAAGAAAUGGGCGCAUGAACCAGCUUUGGCGAAGAUCUCCCAGGAGCUGCUGGGCCUUUUAGCACAGCACGCUCAGGCUGUCAAUGAGAAACGAUUUCCUACAUGGGGAAAAUUCCUCCAAACGUUUGUGAGUCAAGGUGGAGUCAUAGAAGCUUUCCCCCCCUCCGACAGCGUCACCAACCUCACGGUGGACAUGCUAAUAGAACCGACUGGCGAGAUCACCGUGGUCUCUUCUGGAGACCAGAUCCAUGCCGACAGCCCCUUGCAAUCCACGGGCACCACCCUCCCACAGGCUUCCGUGGAACCCGGGGUCCUGAACUCGCUGUGCCUGAAGAUCGGGGAGGCCUGCAAAGCCAGAGGAGUGGUGGGGUAUUUUUCUGUCGACUUUGCGACAUUCAUCCAUCCCCAAACCAUGGGCCAGCAGGUGUGGGCCGUAGACCUGGCUCUCCACUACAGCGACCAGUUGGCCUUGACGCAGGUAUUGCUCUAUGUAACAAACGGAAAGCUGGACUGCCGGUCGAGCCACUUUGAAGUACAGCUUGUUCCCAAGAAACCGAAAUUCUGGCAAAUCCAGAAAGAACAACCCCAAACUGCUUCCACAGUCACACGCUCCGUAGUCAUGAGCAGUUCAAUGAUGCACACCAACCUUUCCUUCAUCUACUACAGUGUCUUUCUCCAGAUGUGCAAGGCUCAUGGGAUCGGAUAUGACAUCCAGCAAAAAGAAGGAACAAUUUUUACAAUUUUUGAAGAACAGAAGAGGCAAAGAUUUGGAAUGUUAACAAUUGGAGAACAUCUCCAGGGGGUCCUGAUGACCUUUGCUCACCAUCUCUUCAUCAUCUAUCAAGAAUUAUCAGCACCUAAUAUGCAUGCCGAGACCAAUUUUAAGGGAGCGGUCCGAGAUGUUGAAACAAUCCUGGGAGUUGCAGAACACAACAAGCUACAGUUUGAAGAAGAGGAGCAGCAGGCCUCCAGAGCACAGGCUCCCACAAAAUAG
Molecule: messenger RNA, 3246 nt
Organism: Euleptes europaea (tarantolino)
Lineage: Eukaryota; Metazoa; Chordata; Lepidosauria; Squamata; Sphaerodactylidae
Gene: IQCH
Product: IQ motif containing H
Exons: 21
Coding region: 1-3246 (1081 amino acids)
Molecular function (GO): protein binding
Source: RefSeq, a predicted model, not a curated record